This is a messenger RNA of Amphiprion ocellaris (clown anemonefish), 543 nucleotides long. It is a transcript of the gene c21h11orf98, whose product is annotated as chromosome 21 C11orf98 homolog. Lineage: Eukaryota; Metazoa; Chordata; Actinopteri; Pomacentridae. The record is from RefSeq and is a predicted model, not a curated record. The transcript has 3 exons. The coding region runs from base 80 to 388 and encodes 102 amino acids.
GCGGAACCGGAAGUCUGCGAUCUGCCGGAAUGAGAGCGUAGAAGAAGAAGCGGUUUCCUCCACGUGAGUCCGCAGCAACAUGUCGCCUCCAGGAGGGAGAAUAAACAGACCGAAGACCGAGUUGGGGAAGAAGCUGUUCAAGCGGCGGCGAGUUCUGGGCCGAGACAAAAGAAAGAAACGUCAGAUUGUUGGAGCCGUCAUGGAUGAAGGUCUGAUCACCGUCCAUCACCUGAAGAAGAGGAGGUCGAGUCCCAGAGCCAACAUCAGUCUGUCCGGGAAGAAGAAACGCAAACUGCUGAAGCAGCUGCAGCACAUGCAGCAGGAGAAGGCCGGUAUGGAAGGAUGGGAGGCGACCAAACUGCCACCUGAUUUAAAAAGAAAAACCUGAUUUAACUCUGACCUCCGAGUUUUACUGGGAUGGAAAGACUAACUUCACCCAAAACUCUCCAUUUAUCAGACAUCUGUGGUUCCAUCUGGAAAUGAACCAAAUCUGAGCUUCAGAUGGUGAUAUUUCAUUAAAAUCUAUUCAUUCUACUGUAUAAA